AUGGGCGCUGCGUGCAGCUGCUCGUCCCGGCAGGAGGGGUCGCCCGACGACACACCGACGCCCUCGCCGCCGCUAUCCACCGCCAUAGCCUCCCCGGCUGAGCCGGUGCCGUCGGAGCACGAGACGGUGCACGAGGCGCAGCCAGACGUCGAGAGCGCCGAGGGCCACGGAGAGACUGCGUCCAGCGCUUCCGCGGCAGAGGCUGCGGAGCCCGCGACCGACGUGAUGACGGCGCGCGGGAUGGUGCCAGCGGCAGCCGCGCCCGAGCCUGCAUGCGCUGCUGCGCCUGAGCCGCCGCCCGAGCCGCCGACGGUCCUGGAAUGGUUGCAGAGCUUCCGCGCCCUGAACUGCAUACCAGGGUUCGCGACGCCCGCGCCCUGCUUGGAUCGGUGCUCGAAGCGCGACUCGGGCGCCGCCACGGACGCCGCUGCAGCCGAGCGGGAUCUUCCAGCAGAGACUGCCCCGCCGCCGGCCGCGCCAGCGGCUGCUCCCUGCGAAGGAACGGGCGAGCCGGUCCUCGUCCUGCCUCCGAGGGAGGAGCAGCUGCUGAGCACUCGGUCCGAGUCGGAGAGGGAGUCGCCGCCCGGCGCGCGGCGAAGCGAGGUCAAGGGCUUCGUCCCGCGCGAAGAGUGGCUCCCCUUCUCCGAGCCGGAGCUGCAGGUCCUCGCCACUGUCCGCCGCUGGCUCGGCGCCGCCCGCUUCGACGCGGUCCCGCUCGACUUGCUCGUCUGCUUCGUGCGCGGGUACGCGUACCGCAAGGACUGGGCGGAGACGGUGCUCGACUCCCCUCCCGCGGACCGCCCGCUCUUCGAGCAGCUCUACCAGAGCGGGCCGGUCGGGCGAGACAAGCAGGGGCACAUCGUCGAGCUGAUGCGGCUCGGCCGGCUCAAGGUAUCCAAGCUCUUCAAGAGCUUCGAGCUCGACGCGAUCAUCACGCAGGCGCCUGGGAGGAGGAGAGGCGUGAUCAGAGGAGAGGCAGUCACCUACGCCGCCGAGGCGAAGCGCGCGUGCAACAUCGCAAACUGCGGCGCGCUGGGCAAGCGGACGUACAAGACGGUGGUCGUGAUCGACUGCGCAGGCAGCCUCAACUCGGACCACCUGACGAAGGAAUUCCGCGUGCUGCUCAAGAAGACGGCCGAGGUGCUGUCCGGACACUACCCGGAGACGAUGCACAAGACGUACAUCAUCAACGGUCCGCUCAUCGUGCGCGCCGCGUGGAACGUGUCGCGCCACAUGAUGCACCCCAUCUCUGCCGCGAAGUUCUCCAUCCUCGGCUCCGACUGGAAGAAGGUCUUCGACCGGGACGGCGUCGUGCUCGACGGCAACGCGCUCCCCGCAUCCAUCAGCUGGAGCGAGGCUGUCGGCGAGCUCGCCGACGGCGGCGCGGCGAGGCGCCGCGGCUGGGCCCCUCCCGCCGACCUCGCAAACCUCGCGGCCCUCGCGGCCGUCGCGGAGUAG
Emiliania huxleyi CCMP1516 is the source of this 1458-nucleotide messenger RNA. RefSeq lists its product as hypothetical. The transcript is spliced from 7 exons. The record is from RefSeq and is a predicted model, not a curated record. Lineage: Eukaryota; Haptophyta; Isochrysidales; Noelaerhabdaceae. The coding region runs from base 1 to 1458 and encodes 485 amino acids.